CCUCCGCCGCCUGUUGGUCUUUCACAGUUGGUGACGAGUGUUAUGAAAAUGGCCUCGACCCUGCCCGUGAGCACGAACAACCGGAGAAGAUGACGGCGCUGAGCAGUUUACGGCAGACGAACAGCGAAGUGGCUCUGAACACGUAGGUAGCGGCGCAGUACGCGAGAACCGAGAGACUACCGCCGGAGAAGCGACCGAGAGCAGCGCGGACCGCGGCGUUUCUUCGUGGGGCUGGGGAUCCACCAUGGAGGAUAUCAACUCAAAUAUCAACGCGGACCUGGAGGUGCGGAAGCUCCAGGACUUGGUGAAGAAACUCGAGCAGCAGAACGAGCAACUCCGCAGCAGGUCCACGAUGUUGUCCUCGUCCGGGGCGAUGUCGGGGAACCACAGACCGCUCAGCGCCGGCUACGACUCCGCCUCGCUGGCGGCCGGGCUGGCCGGCUUCCCUGGGGUGGGGUUCGUCGGUGCGGGCGGCUACGGCGGACUGCUGGAGAACAGCCGCUGCCUGAGCCCCAGACUGUCGUACGACGGCAUCAGCUUCAGGAGGGCGUACGAGUGCGAGGGGGCAUCGGCGGCCACCUCGGUGUCGGCCAAGAACUCCCUCUAUUCGGACCCCGCGGGCAGCUGCUCGGACGAGGGGGAGACGUCCAUCCUGGACGAAGUUGAAAUCCUAGACCUCGAGGACAUGGACUGCCUGAACGAGGACGAGGACAGCUGGUUAUAUGAGGCAAAGCUGGACAGUCCACUGCAAAAAACCCUCAGCCCCAUCGUGUGGUGCCGCCAGGCCCUGGACCACCCCAGCCCUGAGAUGGAGUCAGCCAAGCGCUCUCUGAUCCACAGACUGGACCUCACCAUGUCAGCCAACAAGCGCAGGAGCCUGUACGGGAGCCCCUACAACCAGCAGGGCUACGGAAGCCCCUACAGCACAAACGCAGCCAACAGCCCCUACAGCAGCGGCUUCAACUCGCCGUCGUCGACCCCCUGCAGGGUGCCCAUCGUCCGACAGCAGCUGAUGCCGGGCAGCGCAGCACACCAGCGGAACCCGGCCGCGGAGAGGAACCCGCCGGCGGUGAGCCCGCAGUCGUCGGUGGACAGCGAGCUGAGCACGUCCGAGAUGGACGAGGACUCGGUGGGCUCGUCCACCACCUACAAGCUCAACGAUGUCACUGACGUCCAGAUUCUAGCGCGCAUGCAGGAAGAGAGUUUGAGGCAGGAGUACGCGGCGACCGCGUCCAGGCGGAGCUCGGGCUCGUCCUGCCACUCGCUGCGGCGCAGCACCUUCAGCGACCAGGAGCUGGACGCGCACAGCCUGGAGGACGAGGAGGAGGCGGUGCACCCGGCCUUCCACCUGCCCUCCAGCCGCUUCAGCCCCUCGCCGCGCCACUCCCCCCGCGUGUCCCCCAGGAACUCCCCCCGCUCGCGCUCCCCCGCCCGCUCCAUGGACUACGGCCACAGCCGCGGCUCGCCGCAGCCCAUCAUCAGCCGCCUGCAGCAGCCCCGCCACUCGCUGCAGGGCCACGGGCACGACGUGCAGACCAACGUGGUGAAGAGCGAAGAGAAGCUGCGCCGCAGUCUUCCCAACCUCACGCGCUCGUCGGCGGCAGCCGUUCAGGCCCCGGAGCCCGUCAAGAACAGCCGCAGCUGCGAGUCCAACCUGCAAGUGCCCAACGGCGGCUCCCCCCGGCACCAGAACCAGUCUGCGACAGCGGUUCCACUCCCGAGACAUUUGACCCCUUCCCGCUCCACCCCAAAACCCAAACAGCAGCUCCAAAGCCCAACUACCCUGAGAGUCCCACUCUCCUGUUGCUUUGGAGAAGAAGGUGAUUUUAUUCCUUCUCCCAGCAAGCUGCGAACCCCAGCCACCCCGUCCCCGCUGGCGUUGAGGCAGCCGGUCAAGGCCACGGCCAACCCCAGCUCCGCCGCGUCCACGCCCACCCGCUCCCUGGCUCCCCCACGCAGCGGCCUGCCCCGGCCCUCGGCCUCUGCCGGAGGGGGCAUCCCUCUGCCCCGCAGCAAACUGGCCCAGCCUGUGCGCAGGUCUCUUCCUGCUCCUCGGACCUUAAGCGGCACCGGUGAAAACUGGAGAGAAGGUUGUUACUGAGGUGGGCCAGCAGUCAAAGUACGAGGCAGACACUUCAACAUGGCACUUUACCCUAGAGAAAUUUAACGAGAUGAGAGAGAGAGACACACAGUAUCCCAAAAUAAAUACAGUUCCGAUUUAAAAAGAAGAGGAUUGUGUGUCCAUUGUGUCAAAAAGCCCUCCCAUCAUGUUUGUGUGUGGGGACUGGCUCUGGACGGGUCCGGCAUGCAGCGCAGACAGCCCAGGAAAUGCCAAAGAAACCAGCCCGGCUCCAGCCUUGUUCUCUGCAGCCAUCAGUCAGACGGUCUCAUCGCUACAUCGCGCAGCUUUCCUCCCAAACCCGGCGCCCCGUCUCCUUCGCCUCCCUCAGGUCGAAAUGUUUCCGCACAUUUCUCUCUUCACGCCCUGUGUUUGCAGAUGUUGGUGAGCGAUCUCUGUGAUGACGCUGUGCGGAUGAACUGUCCUGUAACGUCUUGCGACCGUGAAAGCACAUCUGUGUGGGUAUGUUUCUGAAUCGUUCCUCUUGUAAAUCAGCCAGAAUGUAUGCAAAAGUUUGUUUUGGAAAUUAUUUAUUCAAAUUAUUUAAGAAGUGUGUCCAAACAUCCAUAUCAGUAUUUUGUUUUAGGGAUUCCGAUGUUUCACAUGUGCAUUUUGAACCUCAACUGCAAGCUAACUCUCCAAAGUCUUUUUUUAAUUUCGUGUGCAGUCAGAGCUUGUUGAACCUGGGUGGUUAGCGACACCUCGGCAAAAGCCUCAGGUCUGAUCAGCCUCCACUUUCUCAUUCAAGUGCUUCGGACUUUCUGCAUCUGUUGAGAAAGAAACCCGAGCUCAGAAACAUGUUUUGCCGAAUCUCACCCAGUCAAUUAAAAAAAAAAACAGUGAUGUGCUUUGUUAAAUCCCCAUAACAGGUUUAUCAGUGUGUAUCAUUGAUGCCAUGAAAAAAAAUUAUUGCAAAAACAUGUUUCCAUUGGCUUUUGCCGGUGUUGGGGCAGGUGUCCUGGUUUUUGGGUUGGUGGGUCUUGAACUAGUGCCUAUAAUUUAAAGUUUCACUCGAGUUCAAACAUAUUUGGUUUGUUCAUUGUGCCAAUUCCUGGAUUUGCCUUUCGUUAUUUGUAACUCUGCAUCUAUGCUUGACUGAUUUGCUUGCCUCUUUGUUUUGUAACUGAAUCAAAACGUUUAUAAUUGCUUUAAAAAUGUUUCAAAUGCGCCUUCAUAUUUAUAACAUAUUGAUUACUCAUUGUGUAAAUGAAACUAUUUAUUAAAGAGAGAGGUGCCUCUGUCAAAGCUCAGACUCUUUGGGAAGCUAGAACAAAUGUUGCAAAAAGACAUGCCACACCUUUUGUGUGAAUGUUUUUGUUAUUGACCUUUUUUUUAUAUCCACAAACAUGACAUUCAGUUUCCCUGUGUAAAGUCACAUUUCAAAUAAAAGCAGAACGGAUGCUUGUCUUCUUUGCA
Betta splendens (Siamese fighting fish) is the source of this 3535-nucleotide messenger RNA. RefSeq names its product SLAIN motif family, member 2 (gene slain2). The transcript has 10 exons. Bases 245 to 2101 code for a protein of 618 amino acids. Lineage: Eukaryota; Metazoa; Chordata; Actinopteri; Anabantiformes; Osphronemidae. Gene Ontology annotation, cellular component: microtubule plus-end. Gene Ontology annotation, biological process: microtubule nucleation; positive regulation of microtubule polymerization; cytoplasmic microtubule organization. The record is from RefSeq and is a predicted model, not a curated record.